UUUUACGGAGGGACGCAUUGGGGAUGCUGGCGAUGCGUACGUGACCCGCCAGCCAACACUCAGCACACUCCAGUUUGCAGCUAUGGACUCGGGCCGGGCGCGCAUGGAUUGCUACUAGCUAGCUACUCACCGUACGCGUGCCGGCAGGCAUGGCGGAUGCGUGGCAGGGAUCAUGGAGGUGGGCGGUCGCAACCACCAACCGCGGCGGCGGCGAUCCUGUGCAGCUGCGGCAGCCACCACCUCAACCUGCUCUGCUUCAUCAUCAUAUCUACGACGACAACUGUGGCGCCAGCAGCACCGCUUCAGGUACCAUCCUGUCCAUGUCCAACACCACCACCUACGCACCCAGCACCGCCGCGUCCCUUCCGUUCCCAUUCACCGUCGCCACUGCCGGCGGCCUCACCGACGAGGAGAAGAAGGCGACCAUGCGCGAGCACAUCAGGGACCUCAUCAUCCACGGAUCCCGUGGCGGUGGAUAUGGAGCGGCUACGACCACUACAGGCGCCGCCGCCGCCGGUAGCAGCAGCGCACUGGGCAGGUGGCUGUCGGAGCUGCAGGUCAGCUGGGUCCUCCACGUCGCCCAGCUGGACGCGGCGUCCGCGGGGAGGACCUUCGUGUCGCGGCGACUCCAGCACACCGCACGCAGCUGGGUCACCGCUAUCCACGCCAUCGGCAGGUGCGUCGCUAGCUUCACUGGAUGGUGUAGUAGCCAGGAGCAGCAGGAGGAGGAACAAGCUCUGCCCUGGCCACCUGCUUCAGAGUUGGUAGGAUUUGUCGCGGCAACCUUCUUGCUCAUGCUCCCUUUCGUCGACGCCGUCGUUGCCCUGGACGACGUCGUUGGUCCUGUUAGCGCUAGCAGUGACGACGACUAUGGCCAUGGUGGUGUCAUUUCUGGCAACAAGGGUGCAGUGGCAUCGGCUCAUAAGUUCAGGACACUGACUGAUGUCCGUGAUGCUCUUGCCGGGGUCUCAGAGCAGGUCCAACUCUGGCACUCAUGUCUCAGUUCCUCCUCCUGUUCGUCAUCAACCGACGCAGAAGCUGCGAGGAUGAGCGGGGAGAUGAGAAGCCUGCUGUUGGCGAAGCUGGACAAGGUGGACGAGGCCAUGAGGAACACGAGAGACUGUAUCAGGACACACUUCAUGUCCUUGAUGACGGACGGCCAUGGCCAUGACCAUGACUACAAAGCAGCGUCAGGACUGCAUCCAUCGCCUGGCAUUCAUGUUGCCACUCAGUUUGCAGCACGCUACAUCAUUGUGUUGUCGACUAGUUACUACAGCUACAACUGUUCAUCAGUGGAUCCUCCGACUGCAUAUGAAGCAUCUCUGUGUCUCGGUGAGAAUAAUACCAGUUCUUCCACCAACCUGAAUAUUGUGAUCAUCCGUUCCCUAGAAGAAAGCCUCACCAGGGUGUCACAGUCAUUUCCAGAUCAGAGCCUCAGGUUCCUGUUCAUGGCCAACAAUUUCUACUUCCUGUGGCACCAACUGCUUUCUCAAAAUCUGCUUUUGGAUGUCCCAACGGAUGUCCUGGCUCACAAGAUUGACAGUUACAUAAACAGUUAUCUGCAAGUAUCCUGGACGCCGGUGUUGAAGCCCUUGCAUAGUCAUUCAUCACCUUGUUGCUUUUUCUUUAUGAGAUAUUCAGCACAACAUAAGUUCUUGUCAGAGUUUGAGAAGGCCUACGUUGAGCAGAAACUCUGGAAGGUUCCAGACCCAGAGCUAAGGAAAGUGCUGCGGACAGCCAUCGUUGACAAAGUCAUUUCAGCCUUCACAAAGUUCUUGGAGGAUGGUGGUGUUAGCGCUUCAAGAGUCAUCGUUAGUCCUGAGAGCUUGCAGGAGAUGUUGGAAGAGUUAUUUGAAGGAUGAAUAACCGGUGCACCACUGCUAGUUACCAACAUUCAGUUAGUAUUGCUUCUACGUCCAUCGUUUCAUUGUGGUUUUAAAUGAGAAACGAUCUUCAAACAACUUGACUUAUGGAUGGAGCUGCCGACUAAAAGUUGAAGCACUACAAGUAAUAAGUCUGUUUUGGCUGAUGUUACUUCGUCAAAUUUGUAGAUCUCUAGAUUUAGUUCAAUAUAAUGCAGAUCUGUUUCGUCAAAAAUAUAAUGCAGAGCUCGCUCUCUAUAUGCAAAAACUGCAUUAAGACAAGAGUAGUAUUCUUAUUUUGUCAAUUAGCCCAUGUACUCGCUACUACCGCUGCUAAUGUGUAUGUUCUUGUUUUCUUGU
This is a messenger RNA of Sorghum bicolor (sorghum), 2222 nucleotides long. RefSeq lists its product as uncharacterized. Lineage: Eukaryota; Viridiplantae; Streptophyta; Magnoliopsida; Poales; Poaceae. Gene Ontology annotation, cellular component: exocyst. The transcript has a single exon. The record is from RefSeq and is a predicted model, not a curated record. Gene Ontology annotation, biological process: exocytosis. Gene Ontology annotation, molecular function: phosphatidylinositol-4,5-bisphosphate binding. The coding region runs from base 150 to 1862 and encodes 570 amino acids.